AGGCCACAGACACGCUAGUAAACAUUUUAAUUUGAGUUUUACUUAUCGCGCAAAGUCGCCUGUUCAGUGCCGCUGUUCGAGGAAUAAAAACCACCAUGUCCGUCUCCGCUGUGUUCGUGCUUGACCUGAAGGGGAAGGUGUUGAUUUGUCGAAACUACAAAGGUGAUGUAGACAUGGCGGAAAUCGACCACUUCAUGCCUUUACUCAUGCAGCACGAAGAGGAGGGGCUUAUCUGUCCUGUUGUCUCGCAUGGCAACGUUCAUUUCAUGUGGAUUAAGCACAGCAACCUGUUCUUGGUGUCAACCACAAACAAAAACUCCAACGCUUCCCUCGUCUACUCCUUUCUCUAUAAACUGGUGGAGGUAUUCACAGAGUACUUCAAAGAGCUGGAGGAGGAGAGCAUUCAGGAUAAUUUUGUUGUCGUUUAUGAGCUGCUGGAUGAACUGAUGGACUUUGGGUUUCCUCAGACAACUGACAGCAAAAUCCUGCAGGAAUACAUCACUCAAGAAGGUGCGAAGCUGGAGGUGGCAAAGUCCAAGGUACCAACAACUGUCACCAAUGCUGUCUCCUGGAGGUCAGAGGGCAUCAAAUACAAGAAGAACGAAGUCUUUAUUGAUGUCAUUGAAUCCAUUAAUGUGCUGGUAAAUGCUAAUGGAAGUGUAAUGAGCAGUGACAUUGUUGGGAGCAUCAAGCUGAAAACCAUGCUGUCUGGGAUGCCUGAACUCCGCCUGGGCCUCAAUGAUAGAGUGCUUUUUGCUCUCACUGGACGUGACAAGGGGAAGACAGUGGUGAUGGAAGAUGUUAAAUUCCACCAGUGUGUCCGCCUUUCACGUUUUGAGAGUGAUCGUACCAUCUCCUUCAUCCCUCCAGAUGGGGAGUCUGAACUUAUGUCUUACCGCAUCAAUACUCAUGUGAAGCCCCUUAUAUGGAUCGAAUCAGUCAUAGAGAAGUUCUCUCACAGUAGAGUGGAGAUCAUGGUGAAGGCCAAGGGACAAUUUAAAAAACAGUCUGUGGCAAAUAAUGUGGAAGUCAGGGUACCAGUUCCCAGUGAUGCUGACUCACCCAAGUUCAAAACCAGCACUGGCAAUGCCAAGUAUGUGCCUGAGAAGAACCAGGUGGUGUGGACCAUCAAGUCUUUCCCAGGAGGUAAAGAGUUCCUGAUGAGAGCUCAUUUUGGUCUGCCCAGUGUGGAAAAUGAAGAGUUAGAGGGCAAACCUCCCAUUACUGUCAAAUUUGAAAUCCCAUACUUCACAGUGUCGGGAAUACAGGUACGAUACAUGAAGAUCAUAGAAAAAAGUGGCUAUCAGGCUUUGCCCUGGGUCCGCUACAUUACUCAGAGUGGAGAUUACCAACUGAGGACAAAUACAUAAAGUCAAGUCAUUACUGAAUUAACUUGUGGAACUUCCCAAGGAUUACCACUUGAACUGGAGACUGAAAGGAUGCCUUUAUAAUUUCACUAGCUGUUUAUAAUGUCAGUUGUUUUUUGAAGUCCAUGUGCAACUCUGUUAUUUUGUUUCUAUUGUGAUGCCGCCUUAAUUAUUUAAACACUCAAAUUAAUGUAUUGUAUCAUCUGAACUUUAAACACUAUAUUGGUGAAGUCUGUGGUUAUUUUAUACCAACGACUUAUGCAUUCAUUAUCACUGAAUUCCGCCUAAAAUGAAGACAUUGAACCCGCCUUUUUACAUUUGCUACUGCAGAAAUUUAGCUGGAACGCUGAGAAAUGUGAAUGAACUACGACUGAGACAUUAGCGUAUACGAAUCGCCCGCUUUCUCCGCUGCUAACUCUGAUUGGUCGGCUGCCACUGUUGCCACAGCGAUAGUGUAGUAACCCAGUUAUAGUUCCGCCUCCUUCUCCAUUUAUGGAAAUGCUCCGCCCACACUGUAAACUGUGAUUGGUCAAUGUGUCUCCAUUCCAAUGUUUGUAAAUUGUGCUGCAGUGCGGAUCGCAACGCGCACUAUUAUUUUAAAUGUUAAUAAACAUUGCGUAUAUAAUUUGAAUUUGAAAAUUACUGGUUUUGGAAAAAGCGGGACAAGAAUUUCCACUACGCUGUUGGAUCAUCAGAAGCCAAAUAAGGCAUCGGGACAGAAUAUAAUGGUCUUUAUUGAGAUGGACGCCGGUAGUGCUUUGACGACGGCUGCAGCCAAAGGUAACACGACUGAGGUGCAGAAAAUACUGGAAGAGAGAAGAAUACAUCCUAACGCUCUUAACCAAUUUGGAAGAACCGCACUCCAGGUGAUGAUGAUGGGAAACUCACAAAUUGCCAGAUU
Cynoglossus semilaevis (tongue sole) is the source of this 2268-nucleotide messenger RNA. RefSeq names its product adaptor related protein complex 1 subunit mu 2 (gene ap1m2). Gene Ontology annotation, cellular component: clathrin adaptor complex. Gene Ontology annotation, biological process: vesicle-mediated transport; intracellular protein transport. The transcript has 14 exons. The coding region runs from base 96 to 1370 and encodes 424 amino acids. The record is from RefSeq and is a predicted model, not a curated record. NCBI's taxonomy places the organism in Eukaryota, Metazoa, Chordata, Actinopteri, Pleuronectiformes, Cynoglossidae.